Messenger RNA from Centruroides sculpturatus (bark scorpion), 1365 nucleotides. RefSeq names its product O-acyltransferase like protein-like. The record is from RefSeq and is a predicted model, not a curated record. The transcript has 11 exons. Gene Ontology annotation, molecular function: acyltransferase activity, transferring groups other than amino-acyl groups. Lineage: Eukaryota; Metazoa; Arthropoda; Arachnida; Scorpiones; Buthidae. The coding region runs from base 1 to 1365 and encodes 454 amino acids.
AUGUUUUCAGAAGACUUUGAUUAUGAUUUUAACGUGAAACAGACUGUUGGUAAAAAAAGAGAAGCUAAACCUAAAAAAUAUAGAAGAUCAGGAGGUGAGAAAGCAAAAGGUUGCCCCAGACCAAAAGUUUGGAAACCAAAGUCAAUUUCGAAUUUAUUAAAAGGUUUAAGUUCUUUUCGAGUAGACUUUCGUUUCGAUAUUUGCAUCCCGAAUGAUUGCAACGAAAAUGAUUUAAGAAGUAUUUUAAAUUGGUUGCUCGGUAGUGAACUGUCAGCUAGAGUUGAUUAUUGCAAAGAGAAGAACCAGAAAGUUGUUUAUUCCACUUCUCAAAUAAUAUGUUUAUUAACAGUGCCAGUAUUUUGUCUUGUAGCAGCGACGAAUAUUUUACCUCUUCUAGGAGAUGGGCCUCAUUGGAAUGACCUGUUAAGCGAUGUACAUGAAAUUGUACAGAAUUGGCCCAAAUAUGUUUUUCAUUACAAUAAUUUCAUAGAACAAAUUGCUCCAAAUUCGAUUAAACUUGAACAUUUAUGGUUUAUAAGCGCCUUGUUUCAGCAAACCCUUGUUGCUAUACCUUUACUCUACAUAAACAACAGAUGGCCGAAGUAUGGAAAAAUUAUCACAGUGAUGUUAAUUGUGGCAGGAGUUGCAUCACACGUUAUUAAUACAAAUGUAUACAAAGAUCACACAAUGUUUGGUUAUUCUGCUGAUUAUAGAAAACUUUUAAAUUACCUGAAACAGAAUUACAUUAAACCUUAUUAUGCACAUCUCAGCUCAUUUUUUACUGGAUUUUUGUUUGGAUGUUUUCUGUUGAAAAAAGGAGAAAUUAAAUUUGCUCGUAAAACCCUUCUGGUAUUUUGGAUCGUUAGUAUUAUAUUGAUAAUGCUGGCAAUAUUUGGAUUGCACGGUUAUAAAAGAGAAACGUCACCAAACGACACUAUAGUGUAUUUACAUCACACGUUAUCUCCAUUUGCUUUUACUGUGGUUACCGCAUGGAUUUCUGUUGCAUGCAUUACGGGAUACGGUGGUAUCUGUAAUCGAAUUUUUUCUUUGCGAAUAUUUUGUAUGUUGGAUAAAUUAAUUAUUUGGAUCUACAUGCUUCAUAUACUAGUUUUAAUGUAUAUUUAUAGUCAUUUACGGAAAGGUCUUUACGCAUCAGCAAUAACUCUGUGGAUGUUGUUCCUAAUGGUGAUGUGCCUAACUUUGAUAGCGUCGUUACUCAUGCAUUUAUUUGUGGAAACACCUUUGAAUUAUCUUAUUGAUAAAAUAAUUGAUUUUUUCUGUAAGAAGAAAAAAGUGGAUAAAAACGAAGAAUGCAGAAUUUAUAAUUUGCGUGAAAAUCAAAGCGACGACAACAAUAAAGUCUAA